Messenger RNA from Eurytemora carolleeae, 957 nucleotides. RefSeq names its product FK506-binding protein 6. Bases 293 to 901 code for a protein of 202 amino acids. The transcript has 5 exons. Lineage: Eukaryota; Metazoa; Arthropoda; Copepoda; Calanoida; Temoridae. The record is from RefSeq and is a predicted model, not a curated record.
UUUCAACCUUAAACCUUUUUGUACUAUCAGACAAUGUUCUUAUAUGCAGAUACAGGUUUCCAACCUUAAACCUUUAUGUACUAUCAGACAAUGUUCUUACAUGCCGAUACAGGUUUUCAACCUUGAACCUUCAUGGCAAAUUUUUUUUCUUUAUUUCAUUUUUUGUGACAUGAAAAUAAUCAAAACAUUCUGAAGAGUAGGCAGUAUAAGUUCUCCUCCUGGAUACAGCUUAGAACUAGACCUGGAGUCAAUAUACACUAGGACUAGACGCAGCUCUGGGUCUAAGGUUCCAAUGCUCCUUAUUCCUAAACAAUCUGAUAAACAGUGUAUUCCAUCCAACCAGCUUUCUUCAAUUGGAUUCCUGGGGUUUAUAGUCUCCGUGAUUAAUGCUGCAAUGAGUAUAGCCAACAACCUCAACAGUAAUAACAACAACAGGAACAACAACAACAACGAUAAUAACGACAACAAUGACAACAUCAACAUCGCCAACUUAAACUCUGGACAGAUGAAUAUGAACAUGGUUAUGGCAGGACGGAAAAGGCGGAGUUUGUAUUCGUCCCUGUUGAGAUUAAAACGAGGUGUAUCCGGGUUCUGUAGUUCAGAACCUACACCGGAGCAGAUUGUAAGUAUGGUCGGAGUUGUUUUUAUUAAAACAUGGUUCAAUCUGGUUCUAAACCCGGAGAUAAAUGAAACAUGCGUCCUACACCAUAUAUGUCAGGGAAACCAGCAGAGUAUUCAAACUAUUGAUGAUAAGGAGGGAAAACGUCUUGCUCUUCACCUGGCAACCGUCCUAACCUCAGUUCUCUCCCUAAACCUUGAACUUGAACCCAACCUAGUUAUACAAGCUGGUAGAGCAGGGUUUGAUAAUGAAAACUGUGAGUUUAAAUAUUCUUGUAAUUAGAGAAUGGAAAGCAGGAAUUUUGUUAAUACUAAAUACACUGAAACCACCAAAGAUCA